AUGCUGUUCCUUUCACAACAAGAAAAAGAUCUUACUCAGGGGAAAUUAAGAAAAGAUUUAGGAAAUGUUGAUGACUCAGAUAAAGAAGCUCAAGUUACUGAAUGGCAAGGUUUUAAGUUAGCUGUAACAGAUAUAAAAUUAUGGAUGAUUUGUGGAUUGCAUUCUUGGCUUGUGAGUGAUUCACAAAGAUUUAGAUGUUUUAUUAUAUUCAAAUUUUGA
Lodderomyces jiufengensis is the source of this 219-nucleotide messenger RNA. RefSeq lists its product as uncharacterized. The record is from RefSeq and is a predicted model, not a curated record. Bases 1 to 219 code for a protein of 72 amino acids. NCBI's taxonomy places the organism in Eukaryota, Fungi, Ascomycota, Pichiomycetes, Serinales, Debaryomycetaceae. The transcript is spliced from 2 exons.